AGGACUAUGCUGUCAACCUCUCAGGUUUCCCUAAAGAGCGCCAUCGACAGCAUGCUUAGCUGGACCAAUUUGAAACCUAGCAAACCUCCUUGCGCAGAAGACCCUGGGAGGCCUCCAUGUCUCAAGAGCAAAGAUAUCUUCAGCAUCGUGGUGACCCCCGACCGCAUCCCCAAGUUCUUCAUCCCUUCACUGGACGUGGAACAUGUCACAGUGCAGAUGUGCCCUGAAGAUAACGAGUCUGAACGGAAAGGGGGCUCUGUGGAGCUGAAUGGGAGCGCCCGCCCGCAAAAAAGCGACUUGGACACCUGCAACAAGUCCAACAAGAAAACUCUCUUCAAAAAUAUGUCACUCCAAUCCUUCGACGGGGCGCUGUUUCCACUGUAUCUGGAACGGGAGGCAGAUCACUCAGAUCCUGCCACCAGAGCAGCGCUCUCACUGCCUCACCUCGCCAAAGUCACCACUCCUUACGGGUUCCUAGCGCUGGGGGAAAGCCCCAACAUUAGAAGAAAGGAGUCCCUGUUCUUUGAGCAGGAUCCCAACGACAUCAGGACUCUGCUCUCCCAGAGAAAGAAGAGCAACUCGCUAUUUAGGAAUCGUUCGAGUCAGCUGAGCGGCUCCAAACAGCGGCACACAACCCAGAGUGAAGAGACCAUAGAAUCUAGCCGAUCUGUGUCCUGGGAUGCGAUCUGUAAAGGCAGUCUGUUGUCAUCUCCCUCCCCUCCAUCGCCACUUGCUUCCUUCGAUACAGAAGGACCGGCGCCAAAGCCAGAAAAAAACAAGUUCCAGAAAUUAAUCAAGAAACACAUUUCCAGAAUCAAGCGUAUGCGCCCGGGUAGCACAUCCGUGCUGAAAGCAUCCUCUUCAGUAGACAGGGUAGCGUGAUCACACAUACAGACAGACAAUCAGACAUAUAAUUCAACAGGCUGCGGGGUCUUGCACGCACUGAGCCUGUGCACAGAGCUUAAGAAAGACGAAAAAAUGAACCACACACACAGAAACAACAGCACUUCAGGACCCUGGACGGGGCCGGGAGCUUUCUUGAAACGAAGCUGUUUUGUAAUUAUUUUACGGGUCUCUGUUUAUCCAAUUCCACCACAAAUUUGUCUUCAGGGACCACCUUGGAACCACCUUCGUCUCUGAUCAGGAAGAAUCGGGCCACAGACCAGGGCCAGGUGUUCCAGGCUUUCUGCUGUUUGUUCUGCCUCGUCCCCUGCAUCGACUGCACGCUCUGU
This is a messenger RNA of Polyodon spathula (Mississippi paddlefish), 1232 nucleotides long. RefSeq lists its product as uncharacterized. The transcript is spliced from 2 exons. The record is from RefSeq and is a predicted model, not a curated record. The coding region runs from base 7 to 882 and encodes 291 amino acids. Lineage: Eukaryota; Metazoa; Chordata; Actinopteri; Acipenseriformes; Polyodontidae.